AUGUCUGCUAGUGUUUUUGCGGCGCCGGAUCCUCACAGCCCAUUGGCGCGUUACCGGCUGCUGUCACCGAACGCUUCCGUCCGGGUCAGCCCUCUUUGCCUGGGCAGUAUGAGCUUUGGGGACGCUUGGAAAGGGCUGGUAGGCAGCUGUGAUAAAGAGACGACGGAGGCUAUCCUUGACUUUUUCCACGAACAAGUAGGAAAUUUCAUCGACACCGCAAACAGCUAUCAAGGUGGCCAAUCCGAGGAGUGGAUUGGGGACUGGAUGAAGAAGCGCGGCAACAGGGAUCAGAUAGUCCUUGCUACCAAGUAUUCGCUGAGGGCCGGUGCAGGCCACAGCGCUGCGGAGAUCACGGCCAACUCAACCGGCAAUAGUACAAAGAGCAUGCGCGUCUCGCUCGACGCCAGCUUGAGGAGGUUGAAGACGGAUUACAUUGAUGUGUUCUACGUGCACUUUUGGGAUUUCUCUACCCCCAUCCCCGAGUUAAUGCAGUCUCUCAACCAGCUCGUUGUCUCCGGUAAAGUGUUGUACCUUGGGAUUAGUGAUGCCCCGGCUUGGGUCGUCACCAAAGCGAACCAGUAUGCGCGAGAUCAUGCUCUCCGGCAGUUCUCAGUCUAUCAAGGAUUGUGGUCGGCCGCAUGCCGCGAUUUUGAGAGGGAAAUCCUUCCGAUGGCUCGUGAUGAAGGGAUGGCUCUAGCUCCUUGGGGCGCCCUUGGCCAGGGAAAAUUCAAGACGGAGGAGGAACGUAAAGCAGGAGACUCUCUCCGUAACAAGGUACAGCCCCCCUCUGCAGUGGAUUUACAGGUGAGCAAGGUGCUGGAAAUUAUAGCAACGAGGAAGAAUACUUUGCCGACAAGCGUUGCACUCGCCUACGUCAUGCACAAAGCCCCUUACACCUUCCCCAUUGUUGGCGGCCGAACGGUAGACCACCUGAAGCGUAAUAUUGCUGCCUUGACUCUACAGCUUGACGAUGCAGAUAUUGAAGAGAUCGAAAGCGCAGUACCCUUUGAUCUCGGCUUCCCUCAUUCAUUUCUAUAUGGUGGGGUAAACCCAGAUCAUCCAUGUGCCGUGUCCUGGUUGAAUAUGGCGGCAACCUACGACUACGUUAGCCUUCCGAAGCCAAUUCAACCUCACAAAGUAUAG
Molecule: messenger RNA, 1143 nt
Organism: Scedosporium apiospermum
Lineage: Eukaryota; Fungi; Ascomycota; Sordariomycetes; Microascales; Microascaceae
Product: Aryl-alcohol dehydrogenase (NADP(+))
Exons: 5
Coding region: 1-1143 (380 amino acids)
Source: RefSeq, a predicted model, not a curated record